Molecule: messenger RNA, 1573 nt
Organism: Diospyros lotus (date-plum)
Lineage: Eukaryota; Viridiplantae; Streptophyta; Magnoliopsida; Ericales; Ebenaceae
Product: UDP-glycosyltransferase 88A1-like
Exons: 2
Coding region: 59-1441 (460 amino acids)
Molecular function (GO): UDP-glycosyltransferase activity
Source: RefSeq, a predicted model, not a curated record
CAAGAACCGUGUAACAUAGGCGUUGACUGAGUCGGCUCUCUCCCGCCACCAAGCAGCCAUGGAAGAAGCAAUAGUUAUGUAUCCAUCUCCGGCCAUCGGCCACCUUAUCUCCAUGGUGGAGCUCGGGAAGCUCAUCCUGACUCUCCGCCCCUCACUCUCAAUCAACAUCCUCAUCACCACCCUUCCCUACGACGCCGGCUCCACCUCCACUUACAUCAACCAAGUCUCGGCCACCACCCCUUCCAUCGCUUUCCACCACCUCCCACCCCUCUCCGCCGCCAUCUCCACAGCCUCUCCCCACCACGAAGCCCUGGCCUUCCAGUUCCUCAACCUCAACAUCCCCAACGUCCUCCAAGCCCUCGUCUCCCUCUCCAAAACCUUCAAGAUCCGUGCCCUCGUCAUGGAUUUCUUCUGCGCCCAGGCUCUCUCCGUCUCGGUGGCUAUGGAAGUUCCGGGCUACUUGUUCAUGACUUCCGGCGCCUCUACCCUCGCCUGGCUCCUUUAUCAAUCGACUUUACACAAAACCAUACCCCAGAGUUUCAAAGAUCUCAAGGCGGAUAUUCAAAUCCCAGGCUUGCCGCCGAUGCCGGCCGCGGACAUGCCAAAGCCAGUGCAAGAUCGGGACGAUGAAGCCUACGAAGCUUUCUUAAUCGUUUCGAACGAAGUCCUAAAAUCAGCUGGAAUUAUCAUCAACACGUUCAAAUGUCUCGAGCCAAGAGUCAUCAAGGCUAUAUCACAUGGCCUUUGUUCGCCGGACGGUCAGGCGACGCCGCCUCUUCACUGCAUCGGACCACUGAUCUCCGGCGCCGAUCGGACAGGCGGCCGGGGCGAAUGUUUUGCGUGGCUGGACUCGCAGCCGAGGCAAAGCGUGGUGUUUCUCUGCUUCGGCAGCUUAGGAUUAUUUUCCAAGGAACAGUUGAAGGAGAUGGCGGUUGGGUUGGAGAGAAGCGGCCAGAGAUUCUUGUGGGUGGUGCGGAGUCCGGAGCCGGAGACGGACUUGGAGGCUCUGCUUCCGGCUGGUUUUGUUUCAAGGACGAAGGACAGAGGGCUGGUGGUGGGGCCAUGGGCUCCCCAGGUGUCGGUGCUAAACCAUGACUCGGUGGGAGGCUUCGUGACCCACUGCGGGUGGAACUCGGUUCUGGAGGCGUUGUGCGCCGGCGUGCCGAUGGCUGCGUGGCCGCUCUACGCCGAGCAGAGGCUGAACAGGGUGGUGCUGGUGGAGGAGAUGAAGCUGGCAUUACCAGUAAGGGAAUCGGAAGGCGGGUUUGUGGCCGCCGGCGAGGUGGAGAAGCGAGUCAGAGAGUUGAUGGAGUCGGAAGAAGGGAAGUCGGUGAGAAAGCGGGUGUUGAUGAUGAAGAGAGCAGCGGAGGAAGCGAUGGAAGAAGGCGGGUCGUCCAUAACCGCCCUGUCCAGGCUGGUUGACCCGUGGACCCGGGCCUGACUCAGAUUAUCUCGGAACGACACCGUUUAGGCGUCCUCUGUUUAUGUGUGCUAAGUUAUCUUAUUAAUCAAUUAAAGCUGUCCGCUAAGUUAUAUCUUAUUUUAUUAAUAAAAUAAAAGAUAAUGUCAACUA